CAUGCCAGGGCUCCUCGGGGUAAAGCACAGCGGCCGCUGCGACCCAGAGCCCUUCCUGUGCGGCUGGAGCCAAUGACAGUGGCAUCGCUCUGCUCGCGCCCCCGGCUCCGGGCUGCUGCCGACCUCUUUGGCGUAGCCGAGUCGCCCAGCGGGAUGGGCGGCGAGGCGGGGUCCGCGGCAGCCAUGGGCUCCGAGGGUCGCGUGAAGAGCCUGGGUCUGGUGUUCGAGGAUGAGAGCAAAGGCUGCUACUCGAGCGGCGAGACAGUGGCGGGGCACGUGCUGCUGGAGGCGGCCGAGCCGGUGGCCCUGCGCGCGCUGCGCCUGGAGGCCCACGGCCGCGCCACAGCUGCUUGGGGCCCGAGCGCUGGCACCGCAGCCCCGGCCUCCGCCUCGGAGGUGGAGUACCUGAACGUGCGCCUGAGGCUGCGCGAGCCCCCGGCCGGUGAAGGCAUCCUCUUAUUACAGCCUGGAAAACACGAAUUUCCAUUUAGCUUUCAACUUCCAUCUGAACCUUUGGUAACCUCAUUCACCGGGAAAUACGGAAGCAUUCAGUACUGUGUGCGGGCGGUUUUGGAACGACCCAAAGCGUCUGAUCAGAGUGUCAAGAGGGAAAUCCAGGUGAUACGGCCCAUGGAUGUCAACACACCAGCAUUAUUAACCCCUGUAUUGAAAACUGAAGAGAAAAUGGUUGGCUGCUCGUUUUUCACUUCUGGUCCAGUCUCACUGAGUGCCAAAAUUGAAAGAAAGGGCUAUUGCAAUGGAGAAGCUAUUCCAAUCUAUGCAGAAAUAGAGAAUUGUUCCUCUCGUCUGAUUGUUCCCAAAGCUGCUAUUUUCCAAACCCAGACAUACUUGGCCAGUGGGAAGACCAAGACCGUGCGGCACAUGGUCGCCCACGUGCGAGGGAACCACAUCGCCUCUGGGAGCACGGACUCCUGGAACGGGAAGAUGCUAAAAAUCCCGCCUGUCACCCCGUCCAUCCUAGACUGCUGCAUCAUCAGAGUCGACUAUUCCUUAGCUGUAUAUAUUCACAUUCCUGGUGCUAAAAAAUUGAUGCUGGAGCUGCCCUUAGUGAUUGGCACAAUUCCAUACAAUGGUAUUGGCAGCAGGAAUGCCAGCGUCGCCAGCCAGUUCAGCAUGGAUAUGAGCUGGCUGACACUGACCCUGCCGGAACAGCCUGAAGCUCCGCCCAAUUAUGCAGACGUUGUGUCAGAGGAAGAAUUCUCCAGACACGUCCCCACUUACCCUCAGCCCCCCAGCUCUGAGGGAGAAGCAUGCUGCCCUAUGUUUGCCUGCAUUCAGGAAUUCCGGUUCCAGCCCCCACCUCUUUAUUCAGAGGUUGAUCCACAUCCCACUGACGUAGAGGAGAGCCAGACUGUCUCCUUCAUUCUCUGAACAUAGUUCAGAAAUCACUGUGACCCUCACCCAGUUAGAAUGUUGGCUGUUUCCCCCCUGCCUUCUGGGGAAAAGGGACGGAAGAUUCACUUAAGAAUGUAAGUGAACGUCAGCACCAAGAAUUUAACACAUGAACUUUCCAGUGGGCCGAUGGGACUGCUGCACAGUCUGUGCUAUGGCCGUAUGUCCCCUUAAAUAAUGGGAUGAAGAUGUGAGAAGUCACAGAAUGCAACAGAAGUCCUGAAGGUGACAGAGUAAGUGAGGGCUGCCUGCACUGACCGGGAGAAAGGAGUCUGUGUCACCAGUGGGGACACUGUGUGAGUAUGCCUUUGAAAAGGUUUCUCCGAGUAGAACAGAGGGGUCCUAAGCUCCGGACUCACUGGGAGGAGAUGGUUUUGGAGAAGGUAGUGGCACAAGGCCAUGCAUGAGCAGGAAGAGUCCUAUCUGAGCACAUGCAAGACACUCGGUGCCAGGGUCUUCACGGUCUGUCCCUUGUGCCCUAAGACUGUGGUCCUUGAAAGAAUUCUUUCCUGAGACCACAGUCUUAUGGGGUCCUAAUGCAGUGACUCCAUUUUCACUCUUCCGAUGGUACUUUAAAAUGUAAUUUAUGAACUAGUGGCACAGUGUUAUGAAACCAAGAAAGAGUCCCUUGAAAGGCUUGUCAGUUCAAAGGGGAAAGGUGGAUUUCAACAUGGAAAGACACUUAGUUGAAGGCUGUGCUUUUACCCCCUAAAAGUGCUUUAACAGGAUACAAAUUUACCCCCUAAAAGUGCUUUUACCCUCUAAAAGUGCUUUAACAGGAUACAUUUUUAUAUUCCUCAUGUCUUAUUUACCUAAGAGCAUAUUAGAAAAAGAUGGGGAGGGGGAGGAGUUUGCAUCCUCAGGAUGCCCUGAUAAAUACACAGGAAACAUUAAAAAAGGCCUUUUCCUAACCUACCUCUAGUGGGUGAUCAGAUUUGUUUUAACCUCAGGCUCCUAAGUCUCUGAAGUGUCUGCUACUUUGCAGUAGUAGCUCAUCUCCCCAUCACUCCAUCAGAUGCUGAACCAAGGGAAACACCUAUGUGAUUAGCAUUCUUUGGAAGUUAAUGUAUGUAUACUAAAGGGUAGUUGAAAGUAAAUACAAAAUCAAAGAAAAAACAUUCUUUAAAUGCCAUUUUUAAAAAAAGGCAUGAACUUCAUUCCUAUCAGGAGACUUAAGUCUACUGAUGGCAGUCACUGCCUUGUCCUUUGUCAAUCCAAUUCUUUAGUAAUUAUAUUUAAACUGUGAUUUUGUUUAUUGUUUUGGUGCAAUAUUUUGUUAUCAUUUAGCCUCAGGAUAUUCCGACCAACAAGAUUGUGUUGCUGCUAAGUCUGAGGAGUGUUUUCACGGUUCCCCCUCCUAUUCACCGUCACAGUUUCACUUGCUUUUCCUAUAAUCUGUUGGCUUUGUGAGCUGAAAGCAUUUCUGGAUGCUCGGAGAAGGGAGGCAGGAAUCCCCAUGAUGGAGAUUUUGGACCAGACAAGGCCUUUGGUUUCCUCCAUGUCCUAAGGGAUUGAUCUAGAAACCCUGGUGCUUCCAUGCAGAAUAUUUUAUUCAACAGAACAAUGAACAAUUAAGUUUUCUUUCAAUCGGUAUAUUUCGUGAGAAAUGGAAAAAAAAAUUCUUCUGAGGUUAAAUUUUGUAUUUAAAAAAUAGUUGGCCACUCAAUCAGGGAUUUUUCUACAAACGCUAGGUAAAUGUGCGCUUUUCACCUGUCUGGACAGGUCUCUGUAAUCAUGUAAGCAUCGCAGGCAUUUCUUUCAGCAUAAGCCACUGUUUAAAAUCACAACGCGAAACUGUUAUACCAACAAUCCUGGUACCAAAGUUGUCACAAAACUUUACUCCCUGCUUUGUUUUCUUAUGCUGCCUUGGUUUUUUUUUUGUGCGUGCCUUUUUUAAACUGAUAUGUGUACUUAACUGUUGAAACAGUUUUAUUUUUACUUCAAAAAAGAUCAUCUUCCACCAUUUGUUGACUUCUCAGUUGCAGUUUACAUGCUUUGUUGAAACUUUGUCCAUCUCCAUGAUACUAAAACAGAGGGAAGAAAUGAAACAGUAUGAAGAAAGGAAAGUCUAAUUAUUUGGCUUCAGGUAGAAAAGCAACUACUUACUAGCAUCCUUUACCGGGAUUGUGUUGUCACCUUUAUUAGAGAAAUCAUGACGUGUGCCCACAAAACUGAAGGAAAGCUGAUGAUGUAGCACUUAGGAGAAGAGCUAAAUAGUAUGAUUUGCCUUAUUGAAUUGAUAUCAGUAUAUCUGACCUUAACCAGUGGGUUGAAACUGCAUACUUCUUUUUAUAAUCAAGAAAUUAUUUCAUGAAUGUAGAAAAUCCUACAUUGGAACAGACAAUACUUGGAAAUGAAGGUUAAAAUUUAGCUGCUGUAUUUGCUCAGAUAUCGCCCUCUUGUUUAGUUUUCAAAGAAAGAAACCAUGGCCUUAGAAUUUUUCUUUUUGAUGCAAAAAUUUUGAAGUUGAAAAUAUACAGGUUUGGGCACACAAAACCCUUCUGUGGGCUGAACUUUACUUUUUGUUUUUGUUUUGCACAGUAAGAAACUCAAUAGGCAGGGGUUAUGUUUUUUAUAAGUUAACUAUGGAAACCUUUUUAUUUUUAUUAUUAAAAAUGUAACCAUUUAACCCACUGGGAAAAAAUACAGAUUGCAUUUUGUACUCUU
Messenger RNA from Hipposideros armiger (great roundleaf bat), 4080 nucleotides. It is a transcript of the gene ARRDC4, whose product is annotated as arrestin domain containing 4. The transcript is spliced from 8 exons. The coding region runs from base 73 to 1392 and encodes 439 amino acids. Lineage: Eukaryota; Metazoa; Chordata; Mammalia; Chiroptera; Hipposideridae. Gene Ontology annotation, biological process: protein transport. The record is from RefSeq and is a predicted model, not a curated record. Gene Ontology annotation, molecular function: ubiquitin-like ligase-substrate adaptor activity. Gene Ontology annotation, cellular component: cytoplasm; plasma membrane.